Vicia villosa (hairy vetch) is the source of this 1327-nucleotide messenger RNA. RefSeq names its product protein S-acyltransferase 11. NCBI's taxonomy places the organism in Eukaryota, Viridiplantae, Streptophyta, Magnoliopsida, Fabales, Fabaceae. Gene Ontology annotation, molecular function: palmitoyltransferase activity. Bases 248 to 1189 code for a protein of 313 amino acids. The transcript is spliced from 4 exons. The record is from RefSeq and is a predicted model, not a curated record.
AAAAAUGAAACUAAGAGAAGAAAUAAACAAAUUAUAAACCCAGAAAAACUAGAACACACGCAUUCUUCAAGUUUGAAUUUCGAACCCAAAUCGAUACUGCCAUGGCUUCUUCUUCUUCUUCGCCUUCGCCCGAGUUUGAAAAUUUUGUAGCUUCCUUGGUUGCUCAUGUAAUCACAUAUAGGAGCAAUGCGGAGCUGAGGUUUCUGAUAAUUAUGAGACGACUUGCUGGGGAUGUGGACUGCGCGUUAUGCUUCCGUCAUGUGCAUCUAUUUUCAAAUGUGGUUGGUGUGGGGCCAUUACAGAUCAUAACAAAAAGAAACGUGAUGAAAAGUGCGUUGGGUGGAGACUACUGCGUGAUCGAUGCUUUCUUUCUGUUGUCCUAGUAUUUAUGUUCUUUGUAAUAUUUGGUGGGGUGUGGGCAGUGUACCCUGUAGUCUUCUCUGUCAGUCUUCUUUGGGGAAUUUUUCACUCAAUCAUUACAACAAUUUUGUCCAUAGCUACACUUUCCUUUUUCAGCCUUGCAGCAUUUAGAUGUGCUGGGACACCACCAAAUAUAUUAUGGGGAAGCUACCCCACGGUAGGGAAAGGCGACCUUGAAAAUUAUACAUUCUGUCAAUACUGCUUGAAGCCAAAGUCACCUAGAGCACAUCAUUGCCGUUCAUGUGGAAAAUGUAUACUGGACAUGGAUCAUCACUGCCCAUUUAUUGGGAAUUGUGUUGGUGCAGCUAAUCACUACAGCUUCAUGUGCUUCCUCAUUUCAGCAGUGGUGAGCACAAUCUAUGUCUCUAUAAUGUCUGCAUAUGCUAGCUUGCAUAUUUGGCCACCAUCAUCAUACUCCCUCGGACGCUUAAAGGGGCUUACUGGCCGAGAUCUAGCAUGGAGAUUGUUGAAUGAAAUUUUUAUUGCCUUCCUGAGAUCUGCGUUGUUUCUAUCGUCUAGAGGACUUCUUCUUGUGUAUCUGUUUAUCGCAAGUGUUUCAUUGCAGAUAGGAUUGAGUGUUCUUUUAUGGCAGCAGCUCUCUUUUAUCUAUCAGGGAAAAACUUUUCUGAGUAACUUAAGUUCACAGGCAGAUAAUGACGAAGAAGAAAAGAAAGAUUGCCAAAAUCUUGUUAGAUUUUUUGGUUUACAACAUUCUGUAUCAAGAUUUUUGUCUUACUUUCGUGUUACUAGGAAGAGGCACGACACAUAAGGUGAAUCUGUCAUAUUAUUUAGUCAAUGGCUUCUGACUCUUGACAUUUGUAUCAAAGUGUUUUUGUAUCUUUUCAAUAGGUAAGCCUGAAUUUUUCAGAAAACACCACUACAAAAUAUAGAUACAUGCUAGCAUAAA